Centropristis striata (black sea bass) is the source of this 5029-nucleotide messenger RNA. Its product is annotated as immunoglobulin-like and fibronectin type III domain-containing protein 1. Gene Ontology annotation, molecular function: protein binding. The transcript has 25 exons. NCBI's taxonomy places the organism in Eukaryota, Metazoa, Chordata, Actinopteri, Perciformes, Serranidae. The record is from RefSeq and is a predicted model, not a curated record. Bases 107 to 5029 code for a protein of 1640 amino acids.
UAUUUCAGUCCUUGUCAUAAUAAUCAUUAAUCCCUGGAUUAAUGUUGUUUUUCCAUCGACUCCUGUGUGAUCCUCUAUCUUUGCACAUCCAACGCCUGAUAAGAAAAUGUUCAGCGGCAAAACAGCUGUCAUCCGGAGGAGAUCCAAGACUGCUGGAGUAAUGAUCACACAGUAUGUAGUAAACAUACCGGAGGGGAAAAGCACCCCAGAUUUCCAGAGUAAACCUACUCCAGUAACUAUCAAGGAAGGGAAAUCAGCGGUUUUCAAGGUUGUAGUGAAAGGGGAUCCAACUCCAGAGGUGACAUGGAAAAGAGCUAAAGGGCCUAUUACAGACAAGGACAAGUUUCAGAAUAAAUAUGAUGAAUCAACUGGAGAGCAUAUAUUAGAGAUUGUCAAAGUGUCUGGUGCGGAAACAGAUACAUACAAAUGCUACGCUGCCAACGAAUACGGCAAAGCUGUCUGCACAACAAAUUUAAACGUGAUUGAGACUUCGAAAAAUCCGUUAGACUUCAGAAAAUUGCUGCGGAAGAGUAAAGUAGACGAGAAAGCAGACGGGGAAGCUGAUGAAAAAUUCUGGGACACGAUGAUGAAAGCAGACAGGAGGGACUACGAGCGCAUCUGUACUGAGUUUGGUGUUGCAGACUUACAGAUGGUCCUCAAGAAACUGGAAGAGAAGAAGAGGGAGAGGGCGCAGAAUAAGAGUAAGAAUGGUGCGCUUCCAUAUGAUGAAGAUGCAACAGAGAAACACAGCCUAAAGCAAGCUGGAAGGACGAGGGAUCUUAAUAAUAAGGGCCUGAUGCAGAAGGGCACGGGGCUCGAUCAGGUGGAUGAAGAAGUCGACCUGCUCGACACAGGGCGGGAUCUUGCGGAUGAAGAGGUCAACAAUCUCAAUGCAGAGUUCAAACUUUCCAAUGUGGACUUUGUAAUCAGGAUUCAGGAGAUUAAAGCUCAAGAAAGAGACGAUGCCCUCUUUGCGUGUGUCCUGACUCAUCCAUUACCCAAAAUCACAUGGAUGGGCAAGGGCAGCACCCUGGAGGACGGAGAGAAAUACAGCAUAACAGUGUCAGACCACAAACUCAUCCACCGGCUGCUGAUCAAGGACUGCAGCCAAUUGGACAAAGGCAUCUACUCAGCUGUGGCUGGCAUUACAUCCUGCAGUGCCUGGCUGGUCGUUCAAGGCGAUAGUGACCCUGCUUCUGCUGGACAUAAGAGACCUCGUAAAACUACUUUGGCUGCUGGAGCACAGAUUGACCUCGAGAAGGUGGCCAGAGAGCAACAAAUAAAAAACCGAGAGGAGAUGGAGAAGAUUUUAGCAGCUGUAAAAGUAAAACAUGGAGAUGGACAACUGAAAGAAGGGAAGUCAUUAACCACAAGCGGAAGAGAUGGGGAAAUAAGUGCAGUCGUUGCACCGGGGAAAAACAAAGGAGAAGAGGAAGAAAAGAAGAAGAAGAAGAAGUCAAAAGGGAGCAAAGGGAAAGGAGCAAAUGUUAAAAACUUAAGAGGAGAUGGCACAGAAACGAACUUAGAUGGUUCAGAGUGUCUGACACAAGUUGGAGAGACAAUAGAUGACAACAAGAACAAGAAACACACCAGAUCUGGUCAAGCAGAUUUUGACAAGGUAACAGAAACCUCAGACACCACAGAUACAGAUGAAGGAGAAUAUUCUGAAGAAAGUGACGACAGCACUGGAUCUACCAAUAAUUCAAGAAACAAAAAACACAGUCAAGAGAAAGGACGAAAGGGUUCCCGUGGCAAAACUGUGGAGUUCGACCGGAUGCAAACAUUUGGCACAAGUGAAAAUGAAGUGGCUGAUUCUGAUGGAAAUAAAGACUCUGCUGGGUCUGUAAAGCGCUCAAAGCUCACAAAGAAGGUCCGAUGGAAAGAACAAGCAGCUGAGCAAGAUCCAAAUGGACUAGUGGGUAAUGAUGAAGGAAGUGACGCUGAAACAAGUGACGCUGAAACAAGUGGCGCUGACACAAGUGGCACUGACACAAGUGACGCGGAAGCAAGUGGCGCUGACGGAAUUGACACUGAAGGAAGUGACAAUAAAGCAGGUGACAAAAAAAUAGGUGACAAAAAAGCAGGUGGCAAAAAAGCAGGUGGCAGAAAAGCAGGCGACGGUGACGGUAAUGAGGACUCUACCGGCCAGGUCAAGCAAUCAAGACGUAAGAAGAAAGAAAAGAAGAAGAAAAGCCAGCGGCCAAAGAAAGCAGUCAACGGUGAAAUGACAUGUCCUGAAAACCACAACGAGUAUGACGAGACCGAAGAUGCAACUGCGUCUGCCAAGCAUCCGAGGCGUAAAAGACAAGGCCCACUGAUAGAAGACGUGGUGAUUGAUCCAGGGGUUCAUUUCAUCUGUGGUCUGUCUGACGUCAAUGCAAUCAUCAAUGAGCCUGCUGAGUUAACUUGUAAGCUUAGCAGUGAAGACUGUGAGGGAGUCUGGUUCAGAGAUGGCAAAAAGAUAUCCCCAGAUGACAAUUUCAUUGUGACUAAAGAUGGUGCGAUCCAUAAAUUAGUCAUAAUCAGCUGCGAGGAUGAGCACUCUGGGAAAUACCGCUUUGAGGCAGACGGUCGUAAAACAGAGGCGAUGAUCAACGUCAAAGAUCCCCCCAGGAUUAACCCUGAAGACCUCAGUGCUUUCAUUGAGCCAGUCACGAUCAAAGUGGGACACAAUGCCAUCUUCAAAGUGCAUUUUGUUGGCCAUGAACCCAUAAAGAUUAAGUGGUACAGAGAGGGGGAAGAGCUCCUCGAUGACAACAACACAAGGAUAGAGAAAUCUGCGAGUCACAGCCGCUUGCUCCUGAGCAGGUGCCAGAGGAAGGACACCGGCGAGAUCAAGAUUAAGCUCAAGAACGAACACGGCUUCACUGAGGCAAUUUCACAGCUAAUUGUGCUUGACAAACCGACUUCACCGCUGGGUCCUGCAGAGGUAACAGAGAGCUCAGUUGUGUGUAUUGAAUUUAAGUGGAGGCCCCCAAAGGAUGAUGGCGGCUCACCCGUGAUUAACUACAUAAUGGAGCGACAGCAGGUUGGACGAAACACAUGGAAGAAACUAGGGGAAGUCCCAGGUGUGUCCAGCUACCGUGACACAGACGUGGACCGUGGACGGAAAUAUUGUUACCGUAUCCGGGCAGUGACUGCAGAGGGCACAAGUGAAGCGAUGGAGACUGAUGACAUGCAAGCUGGCACACUGGCCUUUCCUGGCCCUCCAGCACCUCCAAAGAUAGUCAGCGCCUACGACGACUGCAUCAAUAUUUCCUGGGCUUCUCCUAGUAACACAGGAGGGGCACGUAUCCUGGGCUACAUUUUGGAGAAACGCAAGAAGGGAAGUAAUCUCUGGGCUGUUGUUAAUGCCAUGGAUGAACUCAUAAAAGAGAAGAAAUAUUCAGUGAAAGAUGUUGUGGCAGGUAUGGAAUAUGAAUUUAGAGUCUCUGCCAUAAACCUUUCUGGAGUUGGUGAAUUCAGUAACCCCUCAGAGUUUGUUUUUGCACGGGAUCCUAAGAAGCCUCCUGGUAAAGUCACAAGCCUGAAGGUGACAGAGACGUCUUACAGCCACUUGGUCCUGACUUGGACCAAACCUGAGGUUAAAGAAGGGAUACAGGAUGAAGCAAAGGGAUAUUAUGUGGAGAUUCGGCCUGCAGAGUGCCUUGAAUGGUCCCGCUCUAACACCACUCUGAUUAUCACGACUACCUUCAGUGUGAGAGGCCUGAAGUCCAUGGCCAUGUACUGGGUGAGAGUGAUUGCGAUUAAUGACGGAGGAGAGAGUGAUCCUGAGGAGCUGGCCAACUAUGUCCUUGCAAUGCCCUCACCUGUGAGGCCAAAGUUCACAAACCACAAGAUGAAGAGCUUCAUGGUGGUGAGAGCAGGAAACUCUGUCAGGAUCACAGUGAACUUUGAGGCCUCCCCACGGCCUCAUAUUAUGUGGCUGAAGGACAAUGUGCCAGUGACAAAGCGAGUUACAAUCAGUAACUCUGAUGGCUCAUCCCAGCUGCUGAUCCCCUCGUCUGAGCGCUCUGAUUCUGGCAUUUACUCCAUUUUGGUAAAAAAUCUUGCAGGACAGGAGACAUUCAGCACAGAGGUCAGGGUCACAGAUGAUCCAAAGCCUCCUGGACUGGUGGAACUGGAGGAAAAUGUGCCAGGCACAGUGACUGUGAUGUGGGAGCCUUCUCCUGACGAGAAGCGCGAUGACCGCCUCCACUACUCUGUAUCCAAACUGGACUCUACCAAACGCACAUGGACAACAGUAGCUGACAGACUCUUCAAUAACAAGUUCACAGUCUGCAACAUCAUGCAAGGGAGGGAAUAUCAUUUCCGUGUGUACGCCAAAAACGACAUGGGCAUAUCUGCCCCGUCAGAGUCACCAACCUGUGGGACAGAGAAGAAGAAAGAAAAGUUUGUAGUGAGUGUUCCGACCAGGAAGGACUGUGAUCUGCGAUGUGCUCCAACCUUCAUUGUGCCUUUGAAGCUUCACAAUGCACCCAAAGGCUACGAGUGCUACAUGAGCUGUGCAGUGAAGGGAAAUCCCAAACCUCGUAUCACAUGGUAUCGAAAUCACAUCAGUAUAAACACUAAUACCAAUUAUUACAUCUCUGAUACCUGUGGGGUUUGCUCCAUGUUAAUUCUUCAAGUUGGUCCCAAAGACAUGGGGGAGUACACCAUCACUGCAGAGAACGCCCUCGGACGGGCUGAGUGCUCCACCGUCCUCAGUGUCAGAGGUGAGAGAGAAACACAGCUGCACUUUCAUUCAAAGGAUAGGUGGAAUAAAAAAAGUAUGCUUUUGAUUCUAAAUCGUUUGAUCUCUCCUCCAUACAGAGUGAAGAAACUAAAGAUGACAGCAGCACACAUGGUGGUGGUGGUGGUGGAGACACAGCCACUCCCAGUGGCUGCCCAGCCCCCCUCCACUCCACUCCACUCCGCCUGGUUCUUCCUGAAUGGCCGAUCACGCUGCCUGCGGUCCCCGCCUCCCUGCAUCAUCUCCUGCUCUCCCUCUUCAUCUACAGCUCGCUGCAGCCUCUCGGUACUUUAUUGA